Messenger RNA from Gloeophyllum trabeum ATCC 11539, 2132 nucleotides. RefSeq lists its product as uncharacterized. Gene Ontology annotation, cellular component: precatalytic spliceosome. The coding region runs from base 20 to 2002 and encodes 660 amino acids. Gene Ontology annotation, molecular function: nucleic acid binding. NCBI's taxonomy places the organism in Eukaryota, Fungi, Basidiomycota, Agaricomycetes, Gloeophyllales, Gloeophyllaceae. Gene Ontology annotation, biological process: mRNA cis splicing, via spliceosome. The transcript has 6 exons. The record is from RefSeq and is a predicted model, not a curated record.
AAGCUUACACUCGACCACCAUGUCCAGCAAAGCGGGCGGGCUCUACGGCGGGAUACAGUUCUCUUCUUCGUCCGCUUUCAUUUCUCAGAAAAUCACACCGGCCACGAAUGAAACCGAAGAAAGGCAAGCACAAGGAGUAUCGACUGCACCCUCGACACACGACCAACCCGAACAAGCCACACCCACUGCUCAAGUAGCCGCUGAAGCCGGCACACCCGCACCCGCAGGGGGCAAAGCUACAGCCGGAUGGUCCGCAGCGCUUGCGUUCGCACCAAUCCGCAGGAAGCCUGCACAGAAGCCCAAGCCUAGCGUGCCCAUCGCUGCAACGAUUGCGUCUGCACUAGAUGCUACUGGUUCCACUCCCACUUCUGCUGCGACUACUUCAUCGCUAUCGUUCACUGCCGUCGUAUCGGCGCCACCCCAGCUCAUUGAUACGUCCGCGACCCCGGAAGCGGAACACCCGAAGCACACGCAGGGAUGGGGCAAGAAGAUCAAGCCGCCGUCUAUGAUCCUGGAUGAAGACGUCAAUGGGUUUAAAAGCGCUCAGCGAGGGAAGGGUGCGGGAGGCGGAGGAAAACGGAAGGGUAAAAAGAACAAGCACGUUGCUCCGGUGGCUGUCUGGGAUCCAGAGGAGCAGUAUGACCCCUUGCGGCCCAACGACUAUCACGAGUACAAGAUGUAUAAGCAGAGGGAGCGAGAGGAAAGACGGGAACGGAUGCUGGAACAGCGUCGUAUGGAGGAUCGGAAGCGCUACAGACGGAGCAGCAGUUACAGUGACAUGGAAGGCAGCGGGUCAGAGGACGAGAGACCUCGAAAGACGGGUCGGUUUGGCGAGGACGUCGAUCGCUGGACACGCGAAGAUGACGAGCCAGCGCGGGGUCUUGGUACCGCUACAAUUUCCGAACCCGUGGUGAUUGAGAAAGACCUGACGGGUGACGAGGCCUACCAGCGGCGCCUGGCCCUGUCUGCUCAAACUGGCGAUGAGGCGUAUCAGCGACGGCUGGCGCUGUCACAGGUGGCAGCAGCAGCACCGGUAUCUGCAACAAUUGUCACGCCGGCGCGAGUUCCUUCGCCGCCGUCGAUUCCUGCGCCUGCUCCGCUUCGGACUCCGUUCGAAGAUACGGACCAGAAUGACGAUGAUUCGAUUCCUGGGUUGCGUCCUUUGCCGCCUACCCCCGCAGCUCCCGUAGCUCAGACAGGCGAGGAGGCGUAUCUGCGCAGGUUAGCGCGCUCUCAGUCGACGAGUCCUGAGCCGACCUCUGGCCCGACAUUGGCGUAUAACCCCUUCGCGCCCCCGUCUGUCCCUCCUCCACCCCCGCCUCAUGGUAGCAUACCCGAAGACCUGAAUGAGAAGAUUAGGAAGGGUAAGGAGGCUGCUGCGGCCAUCGCUGCUAAGCUCAAGGCGCUGGCCCCCGGCCCGGGGUCAAGUGCUAGUCCGGAGCCUUCUGCACCGGACCCUCACGGGUUCGCUGCGCGUCUUAUGGCUAAAUGGGGCCAUAAGGAAGGGCAAGGACUCGGCGCUGACGGCUCUGGCAUCGUCAAUGCCCUUACGGUUGAGCAGGUUUCCCAAGGAAAGGCUGGCAAAGGCAAGGGGAAGGGACCAGCGGCGGGGUCUAAGAUGGGCAGGAUUGUGAAUAACAAUGAGGAUGCGAAAGCGAGGGAAGAUCGCGAGCGGUUUGGGGAGCCGAGCAGGGUCAUUGUGUUGACGAAUAUGGUUGGUCCUGAGGAUGUUGAGGACGAGGGCUUGCGGGAUGAGAUCGGAGAUGAGUGUUCGAAGAACGGGACGGUGGAACGGGUAAUCGUGCACCUGGUUAACCCACCGCCGCCGAACCCUGUGGAUAUGGUCAGGAUUUUUGUGUUGUUUGCUGGGCCAGUCGGGGCUUGGAAGACGGUCAGGGAACUCGAUGGGAGGUACUUUGGGGGACGCCAGGUCAGGGCGAGGUAUUUCCCGGAGAGUAUGUUCGAGCGUUUCGACUUUGAUGCGGAGAUUAUUCCACUGUGAUCCAUUUAUUGACUUGGUUCGCAGUUGUUGUGCUCGCUAUUCUCGUGUUCUUCUCUUGCAUAUUGUUAACAUUGUCGCGUUGGCUAUGUGUAUCCGAAUUUCCCAAAAAAACCAAGACCCUCUAGUGUUC